AUAAAUCUUUUCUCGGAUAACCUUUCGAAUCUGCAGCACGUCCAGUCACAUAUCUCCCAAGGGACCAGAGAGUAUAACGAGCAUAUUAUGGCGUCUAUUCUCAAUAGCAGAAGGCAGUUAUGAAGUUUAUUCUCAGCCUCCGGUAGUGCAAGAUCCUGUCUCGUCGUCCCGAAGUCCUGCGAGCACGUUGGAGAUCCUUCAUCUGUGCUGCAGAUGGCUGUUGAUGAUGCCGCUGGCUGAUAUCUCCAGUGCACCCUCUCGAUCCUCAUCUCACUUUCGGGCCUACUUGUACAUAUCAGACCUUUAAAUAACCCACGACACAUGCAACCUUCACGCACACCAUCAACUGCAGUAGUUGCCCGCACGCUGCCCCUCUAUUAUCUCAGUACGUACAGCACGCACGCACUAUUACUCUGCACAGCUGCACCCCACCUUCUGCCUUGGUGUUCGCAGCAAGCAGGCACUACGGGACAAUGGAAUUUCUCUCUCUCUCUCUCCCUCUCUGCCAAGAAUUUGUUUGGGGGCUGCUUCUUCCAGAGAUGCGCGAAAUGCGGCUUGACAUGUCCGCAGUGCCUAUCCGACCCCUGUCGAAGUGUCUGCACGCCUCGCCUCUUCCACGGAGACGACGACGUCGACAUGAUAUUGCGAGUGUUCCACCGAGUAAUAUAACCCGCGGGUCUCUGUCGGAGAGUUGUAGAUCACAUGUUCGGUGAUACUUUUCACUCCUCACAUCAUAACCAUCUCAAACCCCCUUCCAAAUACUUUACAAGCCCCUUUUGGUUUUCCUAUGAUCAAUGGAGAGUUUAAAAAAAAAAAAAUUUUCGUUGCUCAUUCCCACCUGUCAGUUCCUUAUCGGCUUCUAAUCAAUCGUACAGGGUCUGCAGGGACCAGCCCAGCCCACACUUCACCUCGCUUGCUUCAUUCUUUCUUCAGCGCUCGCUCGGCCGAAAUAAUAGCUUCCUUUUCUCAGACAGACCUGCCAGAAACAUCGAAUGUCCGUUCCGUAAGAGGAUGAUAUCUUUUAGAGUUUCGGUAUUUGGUGUAGGGUGUGUAUCUACCAGUAUGCUCAUGCACUCUUCACGGUAAAGGCGUGAAGGUCAUUUUUCUCAAUCUUCACAUCGAAUCUCUUU
Molecule: messenger RNA, 1130 nt
Organism: Mollisia scopiformis
Lineage: Eukaryota; Fungi; Ascomycota; Leotiomycetes; Helotiales; Mollisiaceae
Exons: 1
Coding region: 474-713 (79 amino acids)
Source: RefSeq, a predicted model, not a curated record